CCAUUCUUUGGGAUUGAGAAGUAGAAAGGUACUGCUGCCUUCAACAGCCAAAGGAAUACGAGUAUUCUGUAAACAGAGAAGCAGAAUGAAACAUCUAGGCAAACAAAGAUAAAAAUUCAAACUGGAGAAAAGUGAAGGGAGAGAGGGAAACAGGAGCUACAGCCAAGAAGAGGAAAAACAUCUAGAGGUGCAUCAAAGAGGCAAUAGAGGAAGGGUGUGGAGAACUGGGAAAGGAGGAGAGUCAGCACCUGCAACACAGUAAAAGAGGAGGAAAGGAUUGCUGACCAGCACCAUGAGCGACCCUAAAUAUGAGAAGCUUGAAGAAGAUGAGCCUGACACUCAGGAGCCACUCGCCUCCUCAGAGCAAAAGCCCUACAAAGAGACUGAGCCACUGAAACGUCAUGCUGGGCCACAAGACCCUACAGGCUAUGGGGCAACUCUUCCAAAGGGAUCAGAAUACCCACGUAGUUAUGGCACAUCCUCAGCAGGACCCUACCAAACUCCAGGCCUUCUGCCUCCGCCUGGUGUCAGCGUCAGACCCAUCCAGACCACUGAAGAACCCGACUAUCUGUGUUACUCCAUCUUCACCAUGCUUUGCUGUUGCCUUCCCCUGGGAAUUGCUGCCUUAGUUUUCUCUAUACAAACCCGAGAUGCCAACCACCGCGGAGAUGCUGCAUCUGCUCAACGAAACUCCAGGAAUGCACGCAUCUUGGCCCACACAGCCCUCGGAGUGGGGCUUGUGUUGUUAAUUGUGUACAUCGUCUUAAUGGUGAUCAUGACUAAGAAGAUCCAUGAACAGAACCCACCUACCGGCCAAUGAAGGAUGGUCACAACCUGGAACACCCCCAACUCUCCCAGCCCCCCCGACCCACAGAGAAGUCCCACUUUGUUGUCAUAAUGUUUGAAUCAUCCCAUAAUGGAGUAUGCAGCAGGGCAGGUUCAUGGGUGGAUGGAUGCUCGCCAUGUCAAUAUUUGACUUGAUGACCAGGAAGGGAAUGUGGGAAUAUUACAAAGGGUUUCAUUUGAGGCAAUAUCUGAAUGCUCCAUUUGGGAGCGGGGGGAGGAAGAUAUGCAAUGGCACAUCAAUGUCAAAUGAGUAUGUGUGACCUAGCCCUACAAUAGAGAAAUAUCCCAAACUAAAAAGAAUGAGAAAUGCCAUAAAAAUGGAUGCUAAAAGUCAUACUGGAAACAUUGGUCAGUACACUAGCAGAGCAAUAUCCGUGUUACAUUCCUGAAUGCUGUGAGCAAUCAAAUGUCAGGAUUUAUCUCCUCAUAAUCUUGAGAUAGGCUUAAAGUACUUAAACUGUACUUUUCUCAUAUUUCAACCUAAAUGUCUCUCCUAUUCUAGACUCCUCCUAGUCUUUUCCUUUUGUUCUUCUGGAGAGGGGCUUGGAGCACCUUCCUGAGCACCUCUUAUUUAGGCUCCUUAGUUCCUUGUUUCCAAGUACUUUGGUGGAAUGUGCAUACUCUAGAACGUUUUGCAGACAAAAAGAGAAAUACAUUUCCAACCACUAAUGGCCUUCCCAUCACAUGUGGCUCAAUUGUGUCUUUUGUACUCAUUUUACUUACAACAUCAUGCCCUUCACCUUUCCAAAAUCAAGGGAUCAGUCAGCCACCAUGACAGUCUGUUGUGCCAAUAUAAGUGAAUAAAUAAACACAGAUCAUAGUGAUUUUAACGUAUAUUAAUAUGUGUUUUCUGUGAACUGCUUGGGCGUCUGCUUUGGGACAGGAAAUCUGAUACAUGUUAUUAGUAACAAAAUAAAGAAAUGAAUCCAUCAA
This is a messenger RNA of Sceloporus undulatus (fence lizard), 1779 nucleotides long. RefSeq names its product trafficking regulator of GLUT4 1-like. The record is from RefSeq and is a predicted model, not a curated record. Gene Ontology annotation, cellular component: membrane. NCBI's taxonomy places the organism in Eukaryota, Metazoa, Chordata, Lepidosauria, Squamata, Phrynosomatidae. The coding region runs from base 293 to 820 and encodes 175 amino acids. The transcript has 2 exons.